UUCUUCCAAGGCGUCGUCAUCUUCUUCAUCGCAACACAAGAAGCAUGUCAACCCUCAGUCGAUUGAAACUCGCAGCAACAAUGAAGAGCUGUGAAAAGCUUGAGAAUGAGUUCCCUGAUCAUAUUAUAUCUUAUAUCUUUUCCAAGUUAGCUUUGAAAGAUUUGGUGAAAACCAGUGCAUUGUCCAAACAAUGGAUUCACGAAUGGGGAUUAAGGAUGGACCUUAACUUCGAUCUCUAUACCAUGUCCGACUAUAACACAGAUCAAGACUUGUCACAAAUCCUUCCUCUCUCUCAAAGGUUUCACUUUCAAUCUGAAUUUGCCACAAGAUUGGAUCAAUUUAUGCUCCAUUAUAAAGGUGCCAUCAUCCGUUCCAUUCGAGUAAAAUUUCCAUUAUGUAAUGAACAUAGGGAUGUCAUUCAUAGAUUGAUCUCCAAAGGAAUUGCUAAGGGUGCCAAACAUAUUGAACUUCUCUUCUCUUCUGAAACAACUGAUACUACUAUUUCUAUUAUGCCAUACAGAUUUUCCCUUAUUCUCUUACUUGAGAAUGAUUCUGUGACCUAUUUGCACCUACAAAACUGCCUCAUAGACAAACCCAAUGAACAUUCAAGCUCCUAUGUUAUCCAAGUUUAGCUUUAGAGGUGCUUCGUUUUCAAAGCGUAUAGGGUUAUCUGGAUUGACGAACGUAACAACAAUUAAGUUUGAUGCAUUACUAAUUGAUCUAUCCACAAACAUCUUGCCUCAUUUGUUUUCUGAAUGUCCUCAACUUGAAGUUGUCACUCUUAAGAACUGCUUGUUCACAAGUUCAACACAAAUUACCAGUUCGAAGUUACGUCAUUUGAUCAUACUUGAUAGUGUUUGGGUGGAUGACUCUCCUUCUGAUAUAUCUAUUGAUGCAUUAAAUCUUCCAUCCUUUGAAUAUACUGGGUACACCACAAGGAUAAUUUCUUUUACGGCUCCAAGGUUAUCGAAGGUUUUCUGGGAUACAUCAGAGAGAGAGAAUAGACCACACCUUUUUGAUCCAAUUGCAAGUUUACCACAUAUUGAGAAUUUAGCUAUGAUCGUCGGCACUUUACAAGUAAAGGAAUUAGCGAAAGUCUUGGUUCGGUUUCAAAAUCUUAGACAAUUGGACUUACAUAUUGAUGGAGCAUGUGAUCCUAGUAUGGACUACUUUUGGCUUUUAGAUAUUGCAACGGCUUCUACGCAUCUCCAAAAACUUACUCUGAGUAUUAAAAAUCUUCAUCCGGAACAUUCACAUAUGGUUGGAAUUAAGAGGCAGAAAAGCGAAUAUGAGGGGUUUUCUCAUAAUGUUUUGAAAUAUGUGGAGUUUCUCGGCUGUGUUUGCUCCAUAAAUGUUUUUGAGUUAGCUACUCACCUAUUGAAGAGUGCAAAUUCGCUUAAGAAAAUGACUUUCCAUUCUAGUGACAGAGUCUAUCUUGGAGGUGGUAGAUGGACAACUUAUUUUAAUGCAUGUGGUGGUGAUUGUUGGUUAGGAAAGAAUGUUAUUCACGAGAUGCUUAAGGAUGAAGUAAAUGAACAAUGUCAGCUUAUAAUUCUGUAGUGUCAUUUUUUCUAUUUAUAAUGAGUUUUUACUACUAUUAUUAUUUGUAAUAAAUCUUUUCUAAAAAACUUUGUAUAAUUUACUUUAUUUAUGAAUUACAAUAUUUACUA
This is a messenger RNA of Medicago truncatula (barrel medic), 1670 nucleotides long. RefSeq lists its product as uncharacterized. The transcript has 4 exons. NCBI's taxonomy places the organism in Eukaryota, Viridiplantae, Streptophyta, Magnoliopsida, Fabales, Fabaceae. The record is from RefSeq and is a predicted model, not a curated record. Bases 598 to 1560 code for a protein of 320 amino acids.